CAAAUCAAAUCAGCAUUGCUUUGAUUGAGUUUCUGAAUCUGGUUCCAGCCUGGAAAUGGUAUGAUCCGAAAUCGAAUCCGUUUUGUUCUCUGUUUUCAGUUUUGAACUACAGGACACGAGUUGAGAAUUUUAGCGGAGCUAGAAGCUGGAAGUGAAUGAGAUUGAGAGUUUUCAGAUCCAAAUAUUUAAUGAAAACUUGAAUCAUAAAACCAAGCUCUGAUUUAUAAUACAUAUACACUUUAAAAUAAUUUAACUCCAGUUUGUUAACACAAUGGCGAUCGGGAUAUUGAAUUCCCUUUUAGCAAACCCAGAGACGAUUUUAAGCUCUGAUCACAGCUCAGUUGUUUCAAUGAACUUAUUUGUGGCGCUUCUUUGCGGGUGUAUCGUGGUGGGUCAUUUGCUAGAGGAAAGCCGAUGGAUGAAUGAAUCCAUUACCGCCCUUGCCAUUGGGCUAUGCACAGGAGUUAUUAUUUUGCUUACAACAGGAGGAAAAAGCUCUCAUCUUUUAGUUUUCAGUGAAGAUUUGUUCUUUAAUUAUUUGCUUCCACCUAUUAUUUUCAAUGCUGGGUUCCAGGUGAAGAAGAAGCAAUUUUUCCGCAACUUUAUGACCAUCAUAUUGUUUGGUGCAGUUGGCACUUUAAUAUCCUUCGCCAUCAUAUCUGUAGGUGCCAUACAUUUUUUCAAGAAAAUGAAUAUCGGUCAACUGAAGAUAGGGGAUUAUCUUGCCAUUGGGGCAAUAUUUUCCGCUACAGAUUCCGUCUGCACUUUGCAAGUGCUUAAUCAGGACGAUACGCCUUUACUGUACAGCCUGGUUUUCGGGGAGGGAGUUGUCAACGAUGCCACAGCAGUUGUUCUUUUCAAAGCAAUUCAGGGCUUUGAUCUUCCUAACGUCAACUCCACCAUUGCUUUGCAGUUUGUUGGCAACUUUUUGUACUUGUUUAUUUCGAGUACUUUGCUGGGAGUUUUGGCUGGACUGUUAAGUGCUUACAUUAUCAAAAAGCUCUAUUUUGGAAGGCACUCAACUGACCGUGAGGUUGCUCUUAUGAUACUCAUGGCUUAUCUCUCGUAUAUGCUGGCUGAAUUUUUCUAUUUAAGCGCGAUUCUCACGGUGUUCUUUUGUGGGAUUGUUAUGUCUCAUUACACAUGGCAUAACGUUACCGAAAGCUCAAGAGUGACAACCAAGCAUGCUUUUGCAACAUUGUCAUUUGUUGCUGAGAUCUUUAUCUUCCUCUAUGUUGGUAUGGAUGCCUUGGACAUUGAGAAAUGGAGAGUUGUUAGUGAUAGCCCCGGUAUAUCGGUAGGGGUGAGCGCAAUCCUAUUAGGCUUGAUCCUUGUUGGGAGGGCAGCCUUUGUCUUCCCCUUAUCCUCCAUAUCCAACUUGACUAAGAAGGCUCCACGUGACAAAAUUGACUUCAAACAGCAGGUUACCAUUUGGUGGGCCGGUCUUAUGCGUGGUGCGGUCUCAAUGGCACUUGCGUAUAAUCAGUUUACCAGCUAUGGCCAUACUCAGUUGCGAGGGAAUGCAAUGAUGAUAACGAGCACAAUCACAGUUGUACUCUUCAGCACGGUGGUUUUUGGAUUGAUGACUAAACCACUGAUACGAAUCUUAUUUCCUUCACCGAAACAUCUCAAUCGAAUGCUUUCAACCGAACCGUCUACACCAAAGUCAUUGUCCGUGCCACUCCUAGGCAACGUCCAUGACUUAGAGUCGUACGAAAGCGAGCGGAAUCUAACCCGACCGACGAGUUUAAGGAUGUUCUUGAGCACUCCUUCCCACACCGUGCACUACUACUGGAGAAAAUUCGACAACGCAUUCAUGCGACCCAUGUUCGGAGGAAGGGGUUUCGUACCCUUCGUACCGGGAUCGCCCAUCGAACAAAACGAUCAACAAUGGCAUUGAAAAUGAAGUGGCAGCAGUGAAGAACAGAAAGAUCAUACACAUACCAGGUACUAAUAUUACCAGUCUAAUUUCUAUAAAAUUUUAGGAUAGUGCAAUGGAAGCCGGCUUUCAGUGUGAAGUUUGCUAAUACAUAUAUUAUUAUUCAUAUUCGAGUGUGAGUGUUUGAUGCUGCCAUGCCGGUACGUAUCUAACGCGAAUAUAUUCAAUUUUUUUCCUUCAGUUUCUCGAUGUUUGGAAAUACAUCGAAUAGGACUAUUUUAAAAAGAAUGAAAAUUACAGAACAAAAUAACAUGAUUGAGAGUUUUUGCAGGAUGAUUUGAUUAUAACAUCAAUUUCUUUUUCCAGCAUUAGAUGCUUGGAAUUUGAUUGUAUCAUAUACUGAUUGUCGUCUCGUGAGCUUGUAUUUUUGACAGUGUGUUUGAUAUUUAUUUAUUUUG
Molecule: messenger RNA, 2337 nt
Organism: Hibiscus syriacus
Lineage: Eukaryota; Viridiplantae; Streptophyta; Magnoliopsida; Malvales; Malvaceae
Product: sodium/hydrogen exchanger 3-like
Exons: 15
Coding region: 272-1900 (542 amino acids)
Biological process (GO): regulation of pH; proton transmembrane transport; sodium ion transport
Cellular component (GO): membrane
Molecular function (GO): sodium:proton antiporter activity
Source: RefSeq, a predicted model, not a curated record